GCAUGCGCAGAUUGGGGAAGCUUCUGGAAGACGGAGGGGCUGCCGCCAUUUUGCGGGAAGAGGAGCCGCUCUGGCUGCAGUGCCGCUUUUCCUGCGGAAACUCUAGGAAAUAGCUGAGCUUCGCGCCCCACAACACAUCCAAAGGAACGGAGAAAACCGGGACCCCCCCUGUGGGGACCCGGAACUGAUCUGACACGAUGGCAUCUGAUGACUUUGAUAUAGUGAUUGAGGCCAUGCUGGAAGCUCCCUAUAAAAAGGAAGAGGAUGAGCAGCAAAGGAAAGAGGUUAAAAAGGACUGUCCCAGCAAUACCACCAACAGCACCAGCAGCACCGGCAACAGUGGCAGUGCUACCAGUGUGAGCAGCACCACUGGGGAGACAAGCAAGAAGAAGAGGAGUCGGAGCCAUAGUAGAAGCAGGGAUAGAAAGCGCAGUCGUAGUCGAGACCGGGAUCGGCAUAGACGAAGAAACAGUCGGAGCAGAAGUCGGGAUCGUCAGCGUCGUCACCGCAGCCGUAGCUGGGAUCGUCGGCAUACUAGUGAGUCACGAAGUCGGGACCGGCGUCGUGAGGAACGUGUGCGCUACAAGAGUCCUCCACUUGCCCCUGGGCGGAUAUAUGGACAUAGUAAGAGUCCUCAUUUCAGAGAGAAGAGCCCAGUCAGGGAGCCAAUUGAUAAUCUGAGUCCUGAGGAGCGUGAUGCUCGCACAGUUUUCUGUAUGCAGUUAGCUGCCCGCAUUCGGCCUCGAGACCUGGAGGACUUUUUCUCUGCUGUUGGCAAGGUUCGUGAUGUGCGUAUUAUCUCAGAUCGGAACUCCCGUCGUUCUAAGGGCAUUGCCUAUGUGGAAUUCUGUGAAAUCCAGUCUGUGCCACUGGCCAUUGGGCUGACUGGACAACGGCUGCUGGGAGUGCCUAUCAUUGUACAGGCUUCACAGGCUGAGAAAAACCGACUGGCCGCCAUGGCCAACAAUCUGCAAAAGGGCAGUGGUGGACCAAUGCGCCUCUAUGUGGGUUCCCUGCACUUCAAUAUCACCGAGGACAUGCUCCGGGGCAUCUUUGAGCCCUUUGGCAAAAUUGAUAAUAUUGUUCUGAUGAAGGACUCAGAUACAGGCCGCUCUAAAGGUUAUGGUUUCAUUACAUUCUCUGACUCUGAGUGUGCCCGACGGGCCCUGGAACAAUUGAAUGGCUUUGAGCUUGCUGGUCGACCUAUGAGGGUUGGCCAAGUAACUGAGCGGCUGGAUGGUGGCACAGACAUCACUUUUCCUGAUGGGGACCAGGAGCUGGAUCUGGGAUCAGCAGGUGGACGUUUGCAGCUCAUGGCCAAAUUGGCAGAAGGUUCUGGAAUCCAGCUACCAACUGCAGCUGCUGCUGCUGCUGCUGCUCAAGCUGCUGCCCUGCAACUAAAUGGAGCAGUUCCCUUGGGGGCCCUAAACCCAGCAGCUCUGACUGCUCUGAGUCCAGCCCUGAACCUUGCCUCCCAGGCAAUCGCCUCUCAGUGCUUCCAGCUCUCCAGCCUCUUUACUCCUCCGACCAUGUAAAUCAGUGGCACAGUACACUGCUUCCCUGUGUGCAUCUGGGUCCUGCCACUCCCUUCUCCACAUCUACUCUUCCACGGCCCCAUCUCUCCAUUUUGUGGACCAAGCCAUUCUGAGGGCAUGGACAUUAACUCUGAGGGAAUUGGGGCCACCUUUAGAUACCAAGAAGAGCUCUUGCCCAUGGCCCCACUGGAAAUGGACUCUGCUGAGCAAAGCCCCCAGUUGAAGAGAACAGAAUCUACACCUACAUUGAAUACCUGUUUCUCCGUGUGUAUCGUCUCUGAGAUGACUUUCUUGCCCUUUCCAAUCACCUUAGUGAUUCCACAAUUCCUCCCCCAUUGGGAACGCCAUAGGGCAUUAACUGAAGGAACUAACCUCUCUCCUUUUUCUAUACCUUUUACCCUAAAAUCUAUCAGGGACCUCAGAAUCAAGAGGACUUUGGAGUUUGGAGGGUGGACCUUGAAGGUGCUAGCUUUCUGCUACAAGGGCCCUGGAAGAUAGCAUGGACAUAUGCAUUGUGAAGCUUUCCUUAGACCACAGCUUGGUACAGCUUGAGGCCAGAAACUACUGUAGGCUCAGCAUCUUGCUGGGAGGCAUGGGAGUGAUCUGUCCUGCCAGGCAUUUUGGAUGCCUUUAGGGGCUUUCAGAAGUUUAGUAAAAGGUAGGGUACCUUUCCAGUAUCUUCCAACUUCCUUGUACUUCUUCCCAGUACAGGUAUACUUCCUCCCGGGUUGUCCUCCCUUUGGCCCAGGGUGGAAGGAUGGAGGGAGGCUGCUACUCUCUACCACUUCCUGUGUAUCUCUACUGUGGCCUCAACCCUGGCAGUUAAAGCCGUUCCCAUCCCUUACUUGGGCACAUGUGAGCCCUUCUCACUGGAUUUUAUACCCUGUGUCUGUGUACAUAAAUAUAUAUAUAUAUAUAUACAUAAACUUUGUACAAAAAGGAA
Propithecus coquereli (Coquerel's sifaka) is the source of this 2478-nucleotide messenger RNA. RefSeq names its product RNA binding motif protein 23 (gene RBM23). The record is from RefSeq and is a predicted model, not a curated record. Gene Ontology annotation, biological process: mRNA processing. The transcript has 14 exons. NCBI's taxonomy places the organism in Eukaryota, Metazoa, Chordata, Mammalia, Primates, Indriidae. Gene Ontology annotation, cellular component: nucleus. Bases 198 to 1535 code for a protein of 445 amino acids. Gene Ontology annotation, molecular function: RNA binding.